CUCCGCGCUCCGUGUCGCGCGCGCCCUUGUGCCCUCCUGGUGCCCUCCAGCGCGCCGGCGGGACCAUGAAGAAGUUCUCUCGGAUGCCCAAGUCGGAGGGCAGCGGCGGCGGGGCGGCGGCUGGCGGGGCCGCGGGCUCCGGGCUCGGCGGCGGCGGCUUCGCAGGCUCGUCCGUGGGGGUCCGGGUGUUCUCGGUCGGCCGCUACCAGGUCACCCUGGAGGAGUCGCUGGCCGAAGGUGGAUUCUCCACUGUUUUCCUGGUGCGGACUCAUGGUGGGAUCCGGUGUGCACUGAAGCGAAUGUAUGUCAAUAAUACACCUGACCUCAACAUUUGUAAAAGGGAAAUCACAAUUAUGAAAGAACUAUCUGGCCACAAAAAUAUUGUUGGUUAUUUGGACUGUGCUGUCAAUUCAGUUAGUGAUAAUGUGUGGGAAGUGCUUAUCUUAAUGGAAUAUUGCCGAGCUGGGCAGGUGGUGAAUCAGAUGAAUAAGAAGCUGCACACGGGCUUCACUGAAUCUGAAGUCUUACAGAUCUUCUGUGAUACCUGCGAAGCUGUUGCAAGGCUGCAUCAGUGUAAGACUCCCAUCAUCCACCGGGAUCUGAAGGUAGAAAAUAUUUUGCUAAAUGAUACUGGAAAUUAUGUACUUUGUGACUUCGGCAGUGCUACUAAUAAAUUUCUUAAUCCUCAAAAAGAUGGAGUUAAUGUAGUAGAAGAAGAAAUUAAAAAAUACACGACUCUGUCAUACAGAGCCCCGGAAAUGAUCAACCUUUAUGGCGGGAGGCCCAUCACCACCAAGGCUGAUGUCUGGGCCCUGGGAUGUUUACUGUACAAACUUUGUUUCUUCACUCUUCCUUUUGGUGAGAGUCAGGUUGCUAUCUGUGAUGGCAGCUUCACCAUCCCAGACAGUUCUCGGUAUUCCCACAACAUACAUUGUUUGAUAAGGUUCAUGCUUGAACCAGAUCCAGAACUCAGACCUGAUAUAUUUCAAGUAUCCUACUUUGCAUUUAAAUUCGCCAAAAAGGAUUGUCCAGUCUCCAACAUCAAUAAUUCUUCUCUUCCCUCAACUCUCCCUGAACCGAUGACCGCUAGUGAAGCGGCUGCUAGGAAAAGCCAAAUGAAAGCCAGAAUAACAGAUACCAUUGGACCAACAGAAACCUCAAUUGCACCAAGGCAAAGACCAAAGGCCAAUUCCACUACUGCCAGCUCCAGUGUGCUGACCAUUCAGAGCUCAGCAACACCUGUUAAAGUCCCUGCCCCUGGUGAUUUCAGUAACCACAAACCAAAAGGCGCACUGAGACCUGGAAACGGGUCUGAAGUCUUAGUGGGUCAGGGAACCCCUCAGCAACCACCACAGCAACAUAGAGUCCUCCAGCAGUUACAGCAGGGAGAUUGGAGAUUACAGCAACUUCAUUUGCAUCGAGUUCCUCACCAGCAGCAGCAGCAACAGCAGCAGCAGCAGUUGCAACAACAGCAGCUGCAACAGCAGCAGCAGCUACUUCAAAAUGCUUAUUUGCAGCAGUAUCAACAUGCAGUGCAGCAGCAGCAGAUACUUCAACAACAGUUUUUAAUGCAUUCAGUCUAUCAGCCACAACCUCCCGCAUCACAGUAUCCUACAAUGAUGCAGCAGUAUCACCAGGCUUUCUUGCAGCAGCAGAUGCUAGCUCACCAUCAGCAGCCUCAGCACCAUCAGCAACCUCUGCAGCAGGCAUCACCUGAGUAUCUUACCUCCCCUCAAGAGUUCUCACCAGCCCUAGUUUCCUAUGCUUCCUCCCUUCCAGCUCAGCUUGGACCCAUGGUGGAUUCCUCUUUCAGUGCCAACAGGCCAGUUACUGAGAAGGAGGCAGUCACGCAUUUCACAAAUGAGAAGGCCGCCAGUCACCCACCAGAUAUGUCAGGGUGGAACCCUUUCGGAGAAGACAACUUCUCCAAGUUAACGGAAGAGGAACUGCUGGACAGAGAGUUCGACCUUCUCAGAUCAAGUUCUCCUGAAAAGAAAACUGAACGUUCUCCAAAUCAAAAAAAUGUCACUGCAAACCAUACCAAAAAUAGCAGCGCAAGUCUACUAUGUAAAGACGAGCGGGCUGUAAAGAGAACCUCAGAGAACCCCGCGGUCCGCGGUCAGGCGCAGAAGGGGCAUGACGAGUCUGAAAGCGAUUUUGAAUCGGACCCCCCUUCUCCUAAGAGUAGUGAAGAAGAACAAGAAGAUGAGGACGCCCAGGGAGAGCACGGGGACUUUAAUGAUGACGACACCGAGCCGGAGAACCUGGGUCACAGGCCUCUGCUCAUGGACUCUGAAGAUGAGGAAGAGGAGGACAAACACAGCUCUGACUCGGAGUAUGAACAGGCUAAAGCCAAGUGCGAGCCUGGUGCGGGGCGGAGGCCAGCCCCUGACCCGGCACUCCUCUCCGCAGCCGGUUCACCAACUGCUGCGCCGACUCCUGGACAGGAGUUUGAUGUGUUCGGUGCUGUUCCCUUCUUCGCGGUGAGCGCUCCACAGCAGCAGCACAGGGGCAACGGGAGGAACCUCUCCCAGCAGCCAUUUCCAGAGCAGGAGGACUUUGACGUGUUCUCCAAGGCACCCUUCAACAAGAAGGUAAAUGUACAAGACUGGCCUGCAGCGGGGCCCGACACGUGCCCGCUGCCUGCACGGCCCAAAAGUGUAGAUAUGUUUGGUUCCACUCCCUUUCAGCCGUUUCCCACGUCAGUGAGUAGAAGUGAGAGCAGGGAGGAUGUCUUUGGGCUCGUGCCCUUCGAGGAAAUAACUGGGAGUCAGCAGCAGAAAGUCAAACAGCGCAGCUUGCAGAAACUGACUUCUCGCCAGAGGCGCACAAAGCAGGACGUGUCCAAAAGCAACGGAAAACGCCACCAUGGCACACCCACCAGCACCAAGAAGCCCCUGAAGCCUCCCUACCGCACCCCGGAGAGGACCCGUAGACACAAGAAGGUGGGCCGCAGAGACUCGCAGAGCAGCAGUGAGUUUUUAACCAUUUCCGACUCGAAGGAGAACAUCAGCGUUGCACUGACCGAUGGCAAAGACAGGGGCAGUGCCCUUCAGCCUGAGGAGACCUUGCUGGACCCCUUUGGUGCCAAGCCUUUCCACCCUUCAGACUUGUCGUGGCACCAAUCCCAUCAGGGCCUAAGCGACAUUCGUGUUGAUCACAAUACCAUCUUGCCUGGGAGGCCAAGACAGAACUCAGUGCACGGGUCAUUCCAUAGUGCAGAUGCGUUGAGAAUGGAUGACUUCGGUGCCGUACCCUUUACAGAACUUGUCGCACCACGUGAGUCUCAACAGCCCCAACCAGUUGAAUUAGACCCAUUUGGUGCUGCUCCGUUUCCUUCUAAACAGUAGAUAUUCCAGGUGGACUCGGCAAUAACUCCUGUUUCAAAAAAGUAUGAAUAGUUUUAUGAAUCUGGAAGAAAAUUUAUUUGUAUAGUUGUUUAUGUCCUUCACUCUUACAGGUUAAUGACUAUAGGUGAUUUUUUAAAACCAAAUGCAAAUGUCUGUACAGGGUAGUGAGGACAUGCCUUCUUCAAGCAGGAGGUGUCCUAAGUGGAAAGCUCUGAGGGCUUUUGUACAACUGUGGGGCUUCCUGGGAACGUAGGUGUGUUGCCACUGAGGGACAGGAAAGCCUAUCACUUAGGAUCAUGUCACAUAGGUGCACACCCCAGGUCCAGCAAAUGAAGCCAGGCUGACUGAAUGUUUGCACCCAGGAGGAAACCCAGGAGACCUGGAAUGUGCUGUUCAGUUCAUACACUUGCCUGUAACGUAGAGCCAGAAGUAACUGACUAUUGUGCCUAAAACUCAGUUGCAUUUAAAAAAAAAACAAGUGCCAUUAAUAAUGGACUCUAUAAUGAAAACUAUAUGAAAUAAUGUAUGUAUUAAUUUAGCCCUUCUAUGGUAUAUACAUCAAAUCAUGUAUAUGAUAAUAUAUAUGCAAUUUUUAAUCUGUCAGAUUUUUAAAAUAUGGAAUGCUUAAUAGAAGCCUAGAACAAAAAUGUAAAGAGAAAUAUCUGGCAUUUGAAAAAUGUAAAACAAUUAUACGUCGACAGAAAAGCAACAUUUGGUACUUUAGGAAUAUGUUGUUUCUGAAUGGAUUUUUUGCCAAAAUCUUUAUCAUCAUGUCCCUAAUGAAGCAAGCAUAUUGAUAAAAAGUGGGAGGACAGAGGUCAUAUAGAAAUUUAACUUCAGGAAAAACUAGCUGGAACUUACAAUUUUUAAGAUGUUUACAAUGUAAAAUCAUGUUGCAUUUACUAUUGUACUUUAUUACAUCACCACCCUUAUCCAACACUCCUGAGUCAUGAGCAGUCCCUUCCCUCAGGUUUAGAGGGGGGGGGCAGUUUCCAUUAGUGACACUGACCAGCCUUACAGGGACACAUGCCUCCUGAUGCCAGUCCCUCUGCACCGACAGCCAGACUGUUGGUGAUGUAAGAAUGAGAUCAUGGGACUAGGGACUUGAAUUCUGCUAGCUGAUUGCAUCAUUAGUGAAAAGAACCAAGCUACCAAAUUGCCUUUUAAAAAAUACCACCAGUCAUAUUUAGAAACUUGAAGUUUUGUAGGAGUCGUGUUUAAUGGUAGCAAGCUAUACAUCAGUUAAUGUGAA
Molecule: messenger RNA, 4602 nt
Organism: Phodopus roborovskii (desert hamster)
Lineage: Eukaryota; Metazoa; Chordata; Mammalia; Rodentia; Cricetidae
Gene: Bmp2k
Product: BMP2 inducible kinase
Exons: 15
Coding region: 66-3350 (1094 amino acids)
Biological process (GO): protein phosphorylation
Molecular function (GO): ATP binding; protein kinase activity
Source: RefSeq, a predicted model, not a curated record